Molecule: messenger RNA, 5460 nt
Organism: Gadus macrocephalus (Pacific cod)
Lineage: Eukaryota; Metazoa; Chordata; Actinopteri; Gadiformes; Gadidae
Product: cell adhesion molecule DSCAML1-like
Exons: 13
Coding region: 121-2328 (735 amino acids)
Biological process (GO): axon guidance; homophilic cell-cell adhesion; dendrite self-avoidance
Cellular component (GO): axon; plasma membrane
Molecular function (GO): cell-cell adhesion mediator activity
Source: RefSeq, a predicted model, not a curated record
UGGGCGGCCGCCGUCACCACCGCCGGCCGGGGCAACGUGAGCGACAAGGUGGUGGUGGAGCCCGCUGGGAAAGCGCCUGCUAAGAUCCUGUCGUUCGGCGGCACCGUGACCACGCCCUGGAUGAAGGAGGUCCGUCUGCCCUGCAGCUCUGUGGGAGAACCCACGCCCACCGUCAAGUGGACCAAGGAGAGUGAGGAUUCAGCCGCCCCGGUUGCACUGGACAAGGAGCGGGUGAUCUUAUCCAACGGGACGUUGGUGCUGCGCUCAGUGAAAGCAGAGGAUUGUGGGUACUACACCUGCACAGCCACCAACACGCUGGGCUUUGACACCAUCAUCGUCAACCUGGUGGUGCAAGUGCCGCCUGACCAGCCCCGUCUCACAGUCUCCACCACCUCCACCUCCUCCAUCACCCUGGCCUGGAUCCCUGGGGACAACGGGGGGAGCUCCAUCAGAGGCUUCGUGCUGCAGUACUCGGUGGACAACACGGAGGAGUGGCGCGACGUGUUCAUCAGCUCCAGCGAGCGCUCCUUCCGGCUGGAGAACCUGCGCUGCGGCACCUGGUACAAGGUGAAGCUGGCCGCCAAGAACAGCGUGGGCUCUGGGCGCAUCAGCGAGAUCAUCGAGGCCAAGACCCACGGACGAGAGCCCGUGUUCACCAAGGACCAGCCCCUGCUCACCCACAUCAACUCCAGCCACGCGGGCCUCAACCUCCAGGGCUGGACCAGCGGGGGGUGCCCCAUCACCGGCCUGCUGCUGGACUUCAGGCCCAAGGGCACGUGGGCGUGGCAGACGCUGAAGGCCAACGCCACGGGCCCGCUGGUCCUCAGCGAGCUGCGCGAGGCCACCUGGUACGAGCUGAAGAUGAAGGCCUGCAACAGCGCCGGCUGCGGGAACCAGAGCUCCCAGUUCGCCACCACCGACUACGACGGCAGCACCAUCCCGCCCAUCAAGUCGGCCCGCGGCGACGGCGACGACGUCAAGAAGCUGUUCUCCAUCGGCUCGCCCGUCAUCCUAGUGAGCAUGGGCGUCGCCCUACUCUUCAUCAUCCGCAAGAAACGCAAGGAGAAGAGACUGAAGAGACUCAGAGAUGCAAAGAGCCUGGCAGAGAUGCUCAUCAGCAAGAACAACCGCAGCAUCGACACCCCGGUGAAGGGCCCACCCCAGGGGCCGCGGCUGCACAUUGACAUCCCCCGCGUCCAGCUGCUCAUCGAGGACAAGGAGGGCAUCAAGCAGAUAGGUGAGGACAAAGCGGCGGUACCGGUGACAGACACAGAGUUCAGCCAAUCGGUGAACCCGCAGAACUUCUGUACGGGGGUCUCCCUCCACCACCAGGCCCUCAUCCAGAACUCUGGACCUCUGAUAGACAUGUCGGACAUCCGCCCCGGAACCAACCCGGUGUCCAGGAAGAGCAUCAAGUCGGCCCACAGCUCCAGGAACCGCUACUCCAGCCAGUGGACGCUGAGCAGGCCGGGCCAGAGCCAGUCCACCGCCUCGGCCAGGACCCUCACCUCGGACUGGCGCACCAUGGGCUCUCACGGCAUCACGGCCACCGAGAGCGACAGCUACAGCGCCUCGCUGUCGCAGGACACAGAUAAGGGCCGUAACAGCAUGGUGUCCACGGAGAGCGCCUCCUCCACCUACGAGGAGCUGGCCCGCGCCUACGAGCACGCCAAGCUGGAGGAGCACCUGCAGCACGCCAAGUUCACCAUCACCGAGUGCUUCAUCAGCGACAGCUCCUCGGACCAGAUGACCACCGGCACCAACGACCCGGCCGACAGCAUGACCUCGCUCAGCACGCCGUCGGAGCCCGGCAUCUGCCGCUUCACCGCCUCGCCGCCCAAACCCCAGGACUACGACCGCGGCAAGAACGUGGCCGUGCCCAUCCCCCACCGAGCCAACAAGAGUGAGUUCUGCAACCUGCCCCUCUACAUGAAGUCCGACCCGUUCUUCCGCAAGCAGAGCGAGCUCCAGGACCCGUGCCCGGCCGUGCCCCCCCGGGAGGCGUCCAUCCGCAGCCUGGCCCAGAGGGCCUACCACACACAGGGGCGCCACCUGACACUAGACCCCGCCAAGCAGGCCCUGACGCUGGGCCACUCGGGCCUCAGCGGCCUGGGCCUGGGCUCGGGCACGGCCACGCUGCCCCAGAGGACCCUGGCGGCGACGGCCGCCACCGCCUCCACCUCCAGCACCGGCAGCAACCCCGCCCCCAGCAGCAAGGGGGGCUCCCGGGACUCUCUGCUGGAGAGCUCCACCUCCGCGCUGGGCCGGCUGCAGAAACAGAGCGGGGGGGGCGCGGGGGCCUACUCCAAGUCCUACACGCUGGUGUAGCCCCGGCCCCCCCCCCGCAGCCCCCCCAGGCUCCCUGGUGGACCCCCCCGGGGGCCAGGCAGAGCAUGGCCGCGUCUUCCCGAGACACCGACAGACACCGCGCUGACCCCGCCCCCCCCACCCGGGUCCGACCGCGAGGGGGCCGCCUUCAGCUCAGCGUGGGCCGCGCAGUCGUCGGCAGAGGACCGGGAGCCCCGUCCUUAUUGGUCGAUGCGGUCGGAGCGCCGAUGCUCCGUAGCUAUGGCGACCAAGUCUACUGACCCGUGUGGCCCACACUCACACACACACACACACACGCGCGCGCGCGCACACACACACACACACACACACAUGCACUGUCUCCAUUGCUUGAGCGUUUCUCAAUAUUGACAGGAGUUCUGAUUUAAGUUGCCGGUUUUCAUCUCCUCCUCUUGGCGUUUCUCUCGAUGUCCACAAGAUGCUCUGCUCCUGGAGGUCAAAGUUCGUCUCCCUAAUCCCCCCCCCUUUCCAGCGUGACCCUAUCCGACAGCUUGUCCAAUCAUCAAAACCCAAAUGACAUAGCUAGUAUUUCUCGCAAUACAAAUAGAGAAUAUUUGGUAUUAUAACAGAUUUUACAUAAAUGCAUAUAUAUAUAUUUUUAUGUAGGUAUAUUAUUGACAUCUAACUAAAAUUAUGACAAAGUAUUAAUAGCAUAUACUACGCUAGUGUAGUGGUAUAUAUAUAACAACUUUAACAUUGAAUCUAUUGUUGAAUUUAACAAAGACAAUCGCUCAUUCAUUUAAAGAGCAGUUAUAAAGAAGAGUCUAUAAACAGGAAGUACUGUCUGUUACUGCGUGUUGAUUGGUUCCCUGUCAUGUGAAGACAGGAAGUGCCAAUCUCCACGACCCAAAAGUAGAACCACAGAAAGAUUUCCUCUAAUAAAGAAAAAAGUAUUAAAGACCAGACCGUAUUCCAGCGCAGGUCGAUAGAUAAAUCCAUACAUUUAUUUAUUGACCAAUAUUCAAUGUCAUUAUUGCUGGUGCAGCCACCUGAACUUCCCGUCUGGGAUUAAUAAAACACCAUCUUAUCUUAUACUAUCCUAUGACUCAGCGACUGGUAGCUAUCUGCGUUUUGACCAGUGGUUUCAACUGGUUCACAGCGGUAAUCUUUGCACAGACACGCAGGUGUUUGUGUGGUAAACACGCGUCACGGUAACGGUAACACACGCUACCAACCUCUCUGAUAGACUCUGAGUAGUCAGCCGAAGUAUAGUCACGGACAAGCAGCCGUAGGACUCCCAAUCAUGUGAAGAAACAGGGAUAUGAGUUCUGAUCCAGAUUCUGGUAUAUGAUGUUCUGAUCCAGAUAUUAACCUACUGAUCCAGAUUCUUGUAUAUGAAGUUCUGAUCCAGAUACUAUGAUAAUUAUCCAAAUUCUGGUAUAUGAAGUUCUGAUCCAGAUACUAUGAUGAUGAUCCAGAUUCUGGUAUAUGAUGUACUGAUCAAGAUACUAGUAUAUGAUGUUUUGAUCCAGAUUCUAGUAUAUGAUGUACUGAUCAAUAUUAUAGUAUGCUUUACUGAUCCAGAUACUAUGAUAAUGAUCUAGAUUCUAGUAUAUGAUGUACUGAUCCAAAUACUAUGAUUCUGAUCCAAAUACUAGUAAAUUAUGUACUGAUCCAGAUACUAUGAUACUGAUCCAGAUACUAUGAUACGGAUCCAGAUACUAGUAUAUGAUGUUCUGAUCGAGAUACUAUGAUACUGAUCGAGAUACUAUGAUACGGAUCCCGAUUUUAGUAUAUGAUGUACUGAUCCAGAAGAACUAGUAUUUGUCAGGGAGCUUGGUACAAAAUAUAUAAUGCACUCAGUGGUACUACUGCCCUGUCUAAAGUACUGUCUGUGUUCUCCAUCAUGUACAUGUACUACAUAUAAUGAAGUACUACAUAUAAUGAAGUACUACAUAUAAUGUACAUACUGGGAUGGGUUUUGAAGCGUCUCCAUCAUGUGUUUCUCCUUAUUUAUUCACUCAUCUCCAGCGUCGCUUGUUGUCUUGGUCUGCAUACGGGGGGGUGGGGGGGGGGGGGGGGAUUCACAGUUUUUCUUUAUUUCAUUCAUCAAAUUUCAGUUCUUUAUUCUACAAUGUUUGUUUCAGUGGCCAAACGCUUACAAGGCUGCCAGCCUUGGUACUGCAGUACUCACUACUACUACCAAAUACUGCAAGCCAGUACUGAAAUACUAUGAGCCGGUACUGCAUUGUCACUCUGCAGUACUGCAGUAUUAGCACUACUGCAUUACUACCCACCAUUUUAGCAGUACUACCGACAAUUAUUUCUGCAGUGUUACUCAGUCGUACUGCAGAACUACCCAUCAGUACUGCAGUGUUACUCAGCUGUACUGCAGUAUUACCCAUCAUUACUGCAGUGUUACUCAGCAGAACUGCAGAAUUUCUAAGCAGUACUGCGGUAAUCCCCGCCAGUACUGCAGUAUUACUCAGCAGAACGGCAGUACUCCUGGUCAGUCCUGGGCCCAUUCAAGCCCAGAGAACCAGGAUGUCUCUGAUGUUGUGUAAAUACAGGUUGGCCUCACCGGAAGCCUCUCUCCCCAUCUUCCUCCUUCUGUCCAGCUCAUCCAACGGUUCCACCCUUAACUCCGCCAUCGCUUCCUUGUCAGUGUUGUUUAUAAAAACACGUGUACAUAAAAUACAGUUUUGAAUUAAGAGCUAUUUUCUUCAACCAGGGCAUCUAUCAGGAUCCCGUGCCCCAACGCCAGAAUUUGAGACAAGAUCAAGGAUAUGAUUUUAUUUCAGUAGUGAGCAAAAUGCAUUUUUCUUUCCCUUUAUGUUUUUGAUACUAAUUUGUUGGAUUUUUAUUCUUUUUUUAAAAGGUAUUUUGAUGUUGUCGCUUGUACUAUUUUCCUUUUCUUUUUUUUUUAUAUAAUUUUGUAUUUUUUGUUCAUCCUCAAAAUACGUCAUUGCAUGCUUGCUAAAAGGGAAAUUUGACGGAUAAAAAAAUGUAUGAAAAAGUGAAAUAAAAAAAGAAAAAUGUCGAGGGCCCCGGGAACAUUUGUUUGAGUUGCUUGUUACAGCAGAUGCUUGUGUUCAAACGAACAUUUUAUAUGAAAAGAGACAAAAAAAUAAAAACAUUCUAACACCUUAUGCAAUAAAGCUAUCUUUCAUAUUC